CGUUGUCUUUUAAGCAGGGCAGAGACACCACUACUCUCGCAAGUCAGAGUUUCAGACACAGAAAAAAGCAAACCAAAAAAAAAAAGAAAAAGGAGAGAGAAUUCAGCUACUGAAAAAGGAAAGCCAGAAAAGCAGGCAUUCUCAUACAGUUAUACUUCUCUCAAACUCUCACAAAGAAUCAUCCUACUUUUUAUUUUUUAUUUUUUUAAAACUCUCUCGCCCAUACUAUUACUGAGAAACGAAACGAGACGAGACGAGUAAGAGUCUCGGAAUCCCCACUUCCAUUUUCGGGUCAUCGGGCUCCGGAUCUGCCACCCAUUUCCCCAACACCUUUCUCUUCUCGUACUCCGAGAACUUCCCGAAGCAAAAAGGAAAAAGAAAAAAAAAAGAAAAGAACCCAUUUCUCAAACAUAUAUAGAAACAAUUGACACUGCUCUUAACUGCGUGUAAGUGAAACUUGGUGAAUUUUCGGAUCGAGAAAGCAUGGCGGGAAAUCCGCCGGAGAGCAGUCUAGGCGACGAUUUCUUCGAGCAGAUCCUGGCGGUGCCGCAGUCCUACAACGGCGGCGGCGGCGGUUCAGGCGAGGUAGGGUCCAUGCCGAUGGUCCCACAGCUGGGCUCCGGUGGGUCCACCUCCGUCGUGUGCUGCGGCGGCGGCGGAGGAGGGUACAGAGGGGUGGGAAUGGGGAUGGGUAUGCCUCUGGGGCUGAAUUUGGAGCAGCAAGGGUUUAUCAGGCAUGACAGGUUCAGAGAUGACCUUGAACCACCACCGGACAAUAAUAACACCACCAACACUAAUGUUGAGAGAGAUUCGUUGCAGAUGGGAAAUUUGUUCCCUGCGUUUGGACAUUUGCAAAACCAGUCACUCCGGCUACCGCCUCCGCAACUUCAUCAGCAGCCGUUUCAUGUUCAACCCCCAGCUGCACCGGUUGCUGCUUUACCUCAACCACAAGCUAUUCGCCCGAGGGUGCGAGCAAGACGAGGGCAGGCAACGGACCCCCACAGUAUUGCUGAGCGGUUACGUCGGGAAAGAAUCGCAGAAAGAAUGAAGGCUUUGCAGGAACUGGUUCCCAGCUGUAACAAGACAGAUAGGGCUGCUAUGCUUGAUGAAAUUGUAGAUUAUGUGAAGUUUCUAAGGCUACAAGUAAAGGUUUUAAGCAUGAGCAGACUGGGUGGAGCUGGGGCAGUAGCUCAGCUUGUGGCUGAUGUACCUCUAUCAUCGGUUGAGGGAGAGGGAAUUGAAGGAGGAAACAGUCAAGCUGCUUGGGAGAAGUGGUCAACCGACGGCACAGAGCAACAAGUAGCCAAGCUGAUGGAAGAAGACAUCGGAGCUGCCAUGCAGUUCCUUCAGUCCAAGGCACUAUGCAUCAUGCCCAUAUCACUUGCCACGGCUAUUUUUAGGACGCACCAACCAGACGCACCGAAUCUUGUGAAGCCCGAAUCAAACAGCUCCUCGUAGGGUCCCAGCAGAAAGAUGAAGUUGCACAUGCCCCAGUUCCCACGAGUGACUUCCACACUCCUGGGGUCCAUGAAUCCUGUGAUUCGUCCAUUUUCACUGAUGACAUUGGGCAUUUGGUCCUCUAGUUUCUAACUCAUACCAAUGAGAGACAAUCAAGUCAAUGAAGCUGUUCAUUGUUUUGUCAGUUUUGUCAAAACAGGGGGACUUUUUUUUCAUGACUAGGAAGAAAAAAUAACCAAAGGGCAUGUGAUAUUUUUUUUACCUUGGUCAAGCAUGUGGGAAGGUUUUGCUUGCUUUUGUCAAAAGGCCAUUUGAUUGUCUUCUUCUAGUAUGAGUGGUGGGGUUUAGUGGUGGAUGACCAAAAUAUUGGUGGUGGGAGCUCUUUUGUUUUUUUUUUCCUUCUUUUUGUUUUUUGUUUUUCCCUUAACUUGGAUAAUGGGGUACCGGGGCAAUUAAAAAGGGCUAGAUGGGUAUGUGUAACGUAUUAUGUAUUUGGAGAAAAACUUUUAGUGCGAGUUGAAAAUAGAUAAUGCGUCGGUUGUCUCAUAAAGCUAUUUUGGAAGCUUCUGGUUUUCUUUAUUAUGUUUUGUAUUUGUACUAAUCUUAUUUGAAUUUGUUGUUUAUUGAAAAGUGAACUAGGCCUUUCGUUUCAAA
Messenger RNA from Morus notabilis, 2112 nucleotides. RefSeq names its product transcription factor UNE12-like. NCBI's taxonomy places the organism in Eukaryota, Viridiplantae, Streptophyta, Magnoliopsida, Rosales, Moraceae. Gene Ontology annotation, cellular component: nucleus. Gene Ontology annotation, biological process: regulation of transcription by RNA polymerase II. Bases 484 to 1458 code for a protein of 324 amino acids. The transcript is spliced from 7 exons. The record is from RefSeq and is a predicted model, not a curated record. Gene Ontology annotation, molecular function: protein dimerization activity; DNA-binding transcription factor activity, RNA polymerase II-specific; RNA polymerase II cis-regulatory region sequence-specific DNA binding.